Molecule: messenger RNA, 521 nt
Organism: Rhizophagus irregularis DAOM 181602=DAOM 197198
Lineage: Eukaryota; Fungi; Glomeromycota; Glomeromycetes; Glomerales; Glomeraceae
Source: RefSeq, a predicted model, not a curated record
AAGAAGAAGAAGAAGAAGAAGAAGGUGGAAUAGAAGUCAAUGGAGGUUGUGGUGGUUUUUGCUCUUGAGUUGGAUAUCGAUGAUGAUGUUCUUCUCUAUGUCGUUCUUCUCUCGUAUUAUAAGAUUGCGAGGCUUGUUGUGGCGAUCGUUGUUCUUGUUGAUUAUAUCUAUUUGAAUUAUAAUUAGAACGAUCCGAAGAAUUAUAAUGGUUAUAACUUCUGUAUUGCUGUUGGUGAUGGUGAUGGUGAUGAUUUUGAGAAUAAUGAUGACUAGGUUGUUGGUAACCAGAUUGUUGUUGAUAUUGAUUCCUAUUAUAUCUUCCACCACCACCUACUCUACGUUGUUCAGGUGGAGCAACAGUUCUAACCGAAGGUUUGUUAACCUGAGAAAACAAUGGAGUGUUACGGUAUUCAGGAUCAUCAUCAGUAUAUGGAUCCAUCGAGGAUUUUUUUAUUCUGUUUUUUUUAUUUUAUUUUAUUUAUUCUAAAUUUGUGCAGAUAUAUUAAAUAAGUAUUCAUUAA